This is a messenger RNA of Contarinia nasturtii (swede midge), 2184 nucleotides long. Its product is annotated as probable DNA polymerase. Lineage: Eukaryota; Metazoa; Arthropoda; Insecta; Diptera; Cecidomyiidae. The transcript has a single exon. Bases 1 to 2184 code for a protein of 727 amino acids. Gene Ontology annotation, molecular function: nucleotide binding; DNA-directed DNA polymerase activity; DNA binding. The record is from RefSeq and is a predicted model, not a curated record. Gene Ontology annotation, biological process: DNA replication.
AUGUUUAGUUUGAAUACCAGUAGUAAGGGACAUUAUCCGCACUAUUUCAACACAGCUGAAAAUUUCAAUUAUGUCGGACCUAUUCCCAAUAUCGAAUAUUAUGAUCCAGAUUCCAUGAAACCAAAAGAUAAACAAAAAUUUAUUGAAUGGUACAAUGAAGAAUCAGCAAAUAAUAUUUUAUUUGAUAACAAGAGAGAAUUGAUUGCAUAUUGUGUCCAAGAUGUCACCAUAUUACGAUUAGCAUGUUUGAAGUUUCGUUCAAUGAUGAUUCCUCUCACUCAUGUUGAUCCAUUCAAUCAAGUUACUGUAGCUUCCACAUGUAUGAAGGUUUAUAAAACCAACUUUUUAGAAGAAAAUAUGAUACCUAUAUUGCCACGCCAUGGAUACAGGUUACGCGAUAAUCAAUCAUUCAAAGCAAUUAAUUGGUUAGAGUGGGAAGCACAUAACCGAAAUAUCAAUAUUAUAUCCGCAUCAAAUGGUCGCGAAGUUCGAAUUAACGAGCAUAUAGUUGUUGACGGAUAUCACGAACCCACACGUACAGUAUUUUCGUUUCACGGCUGCUGGUGGCAUAUGUGUAAAAAAUGUUAUCCAUUUCAACACCAUACAUUACCAGGAGAAAAGAAAAUGCCUGCUAGUGUACUAUACGAUAACACAAUGCUAAGAGCAGAAAAGAUCAGGAGCUUAGGAUAUAAUCUGAUAGAAAUUUGGGAACACGAAUUUGAUCAAUUGGUACGUGAUAUGCCUGUAAUUACAGAAUAUCUUUCUACUCUCCCGCAUUUAAAAUCUGAGCCACUUGUACCACGUGACGCAUUUUUCGGCGGACGUACGGGUGUGUGUAGACUUUACCAUAAAUGUUCACCUGGAGAAAAAAUACAUUACUACGACGUCACUUCGUUAUAUCCUUAUAUUAACAAAUACUGUGAGUAUCCAGUGGGUAUACCCACAGUCCUUCUUGGUGAUAAAUUAAAAAAUCGUAAUGUCUUCAACAUAAACGGCUUAAUUAAGUGUCGUAUAAUACCACCGCGAAAUUUAAUUCAUCCAGUACUUCCAAUUAAAAUGGACAAUUACCUGAUGUUUGUUUUAUGUCGCGAAUGUGGUGAAAAAAGAAAUGAAAAUGAUUGUAUUCACACUGAAGAUGAAAGAUCAUUUAUAGGAACAUACGUUAGUAAUGAACUUUGUGUAGCAGUAGAAAAAGGUUAUAAAAUAGAUACGAUUUAUGAAGCUUGGAACUACAAAAUGUCAAAAUAUAACAAAAUAACGAAAUCUGGUGGACUUUUUUCGGAAUAUGUGAAUUUAUUUUUGAAAAUAAAAACAGAGGCGUCAGGUUUUCCACCGGGAGUUGAGUCUGAUGAACAAAAAAAUGAAUACAUUAAGCACUUUUUCGAUCAAGAAGGAAUUCUAUUGGAAAAAGACAAAAUUUCGUACAAUGAAGGAUUGAGGGCUUUAGCAAAAAUUAUGUUGAAUUCGUUUUGGGGAAGAUAUGGUAUGAAACCAAAUAAAAGUAAGAAAUGUUUUAUUUCACAGAGAGAUGAGUUAUUAGAGCUAAUCACAAAUCCAUCAACAGAAGUACAGUCACUUUUUCCACUAUCUGAUACUUCACUUCUCGCUUCGUAUCGCUAUCAUGAUAUAUGUGCACCCAUUCAACCAGAUGUGAAUGUAGUCAUUGCUGCAUAUACUACUGCUCAGGCAAGAAUUCAUUUAUAUCGAUAUCUAGACAAAUUGGGUGAUCGUGUCCUAUAUUAUGAUACCGAUUCGGUGAUUUAUACGCAGAAGGAGAAUGAAACAGGACUAGAGCUUGGUAAUUUACUAGGUGAGUUAACAGAUGAAUUGGCAAAGGACUAUGGUGUAGGAAGCUAUAUUACCGAAUCUGUUAUUAGUUCAGAAAAGAGUUACGCAUUACGUAUUAUAUCGCCAAAUAAUGAAGAAAAUAUAAUUUGUAAAGUUAAAGGAAUUACAUUGAACCAAAAGAAUACAGAAAUUAUUAAUUUUAAUACAUUAAAGCAAAUGGUGCUCAGAAAUCAUAAUUCACCUGAUGAUAUAGUCAAGCUAGUUGAUAGGAAAAUUUUAAGAACAAAGGAUAGUUAUGUCUUUUCUACAGAAACGGAAUAUUCGUUUAAAGUUAAUGCAAAGAAGAGAAAACGAGUCGGUAAUGAAAGAAUUCUUACUUUACCGUUUGGAUGGUAA